GCGAGGCCUGGCCCCUUGGAUCAGGGGUGUUGCCCGGAGCAGAGCGAUUUCCAGCCCUCGGGGCCUUUUCUUUCCGACCGGGUUUCCUGGAACCGCGAGGGGAGUUGCACGUUUCUCAGCGACGUUGUCAGUGUCCUCUUGCUGCGCUCAGACGUGAUGCCCGUCUCAGGGAGCGGGAAAACACGCCCCGCGCGUGUUGUGUGUGUGGGAAGGCUGGAAGUGAGUGGCCAGCGUGGGGGAAGCCCUGUCCAUCGGAAAUGAUCUUUGUCCUUGCGUGUGCGGAGGAUGGAGGAUGGGUGAUGCUCUCCGGUCGCCUUGAAAGAGGGCUGUGGGCUUGUCGCUGGUGUUGCAGUUUCAGUGGCCUGAAUAAAAAUAAGGCUUUGUGCGCUGAGGCAAUGGGUUUUCUUAGGCAGAUUAAAAAUAGAAAGGGAACCAGUUUCUGAGGUUGCAACUAGGAGGUUACAGAACAGCGAGGGGGCGGUGAACUGAAGUGUGAAGGAGGGGGUGGACAGGUGAGGGAGACAUGGAAGGACAGAAUAGGGUCACAGAAGGGAUGGGGCGCUGAGGAACUAAGACUUGGAGUGGGGGGUAUCUUUCUCUUAGAAAUAGGGAGCCUCUGGCAGGAGAGACAGUGCAGGGGUUAAGGUGCUUGCCCUGCAUGCCAACAUGGUCUCCUGAGCAUCACUGGGGUCGCCCUGGAGCCCCCGCUCCCAGCACCACAGAGGCUGAUACCCCCCUUCAGAUACUUGUCAUUGAACCGACAGCCUGAUUGACAUCAAGGGGCUCCAGGUCCCAGAACAUUCCCUGUACCCCAAGCAAAUUAUUAUUUUUUUUUUAAUUUUAAACAAGAUCCUCCUGUUUUAGACGAAGGUUAAGUACACAACAAAUGGCAAGAAAAACCAAUGAGGUGUUAGAAUGGCAUUCAUAGAGGUUUUGGAGUAUUGAAUUUCCCCUGUUGUUCUGAUUCAGACUAUUAUCUGUGCAUCGAAGAAAGCAAAAUACCAGGGUAGUUCAACUUUUUUCUAACUCUGCUUACAAGAUUUGUGAUUGGGAAGGUGGGAGUCAAUCAUUUUGACAAGUCUACUGAAAGGAACAGCUAGCAGGAGCUGAAACCUUUUUCCAUUUGGUCUCGUGGCAAAGGCAGAGAUCACGCCAGCAGCUCCACACAAUAUGACGUGCUCACUAGUGACCUCUGAACAGUCUUCUGGUACCUCUCUCUUGCCCAAAGACAGUGCCUCAUUUACUUGGGGUUCCUUGGAUGAAGAUGGAUUGGAUGACUCAUUGCUGGAGCUGUGUGAUGGAGAAGAAGAUGAUGGCCAUUUCAGUUUCACAGAGGAAGAGAUUCAGGAACUCUUGAAGGAUGAUGACCCACCAAAUGAGCAUGCUAGGGCAGGAGGGUUGCUUAGAGAUGACAGCAGGCACGUUGAGAAGGAAGGGAGAGGGAGUCAAAUUUUACUUGAUACUCCCGAAGAGAAAAAUUCAGUGUGUGGCUUCGGACCCGUAGAUGAGACUCCUGACCUCUUCAAACUACCUCAGCAAAUAACAUCAAUUGGUCAUGGACCAGCGUCUACUAAACCAUUAAACAGACGCUUUGCACUAGAAAAGAAUCUUAUAAAAAUUACAGUUGUUGCACCAUUUGAUCCAACAGUUUGUGAUACUGUGCUUGAUAAGGACAAGACUGAUUCAUCCAAAGAUACUGAGAAACCCUCCUCCUUUGGAGAAGAGAUGAGAGAAGAUGGUCUUAGCCCAAAUGAGAGCAAACUUUGCACUACGUCUGAGGGAAUCAGCCCCAGUCAUGCUGGCUGGGAUGGGUCCUUGCUCUCUUCUUCAAACAGUAACUUUCAGCAAACUGUCUCUGAUAAAAAUACACUUGACAAUAAGAAACCUACACCUGUAUUCUCUCAGAUUGUGGACCAUUCAGAGACUCCUCACAUGGGGGCAUCUUGGAGAAAUGGAGCACAUAAAUCAAGUUGUGAAAUGAGGUGUCCAGCUGCUGGCUCAUCAAACAAAAAGCAGAAUGUUCUUGACAAGGAUUCUGGAAAGCUGAAAGUCCAUGAGAGAAGACUAGGCAAAGUCAUUCCUGUUCUACAAACCAAAACAAGGACUAAUGUGCCAACGUUUUCACAAUCAGAUCUAGAACAGCAGAAGCAAAAUUACCUCAGGAGUGUCAUUGCUCAUAUAGAAGACCCAGUGGACUCUAACCAAGGUACCUUGGGGGAACUGUGUGUCUUGAUGGAUCAAGUUCAUCAUAUGCAUAACCAAAAAUGGCAGCAUCCUUCAGACCUUACCAUGCGAAACUAUGCCCGCUUCCGACAGAAUUCCCUGCAAAGAUACAGUCUGACUCAGUGGGUUGACAGGAAUGAGCGAAGCCACCAUCGGUUCCAGCGUCUCCCGUGCAGUCCAUUUAUCUCAUCACAACAGCAGUGAAAGUUCCAAUUCCAAAUCUGGCUCAGAGCAGCAGCUCAGUUUCUGUUGUUUUGUGCUUUGUAGAUUUUGAAUUUAUUUUUCACAAUAUUUUUAUUUAAAGAAUUUGUCACCUUUUGGAAAUGCCCAUUACUGACUUGAAAUUCUUUGUAUAAGUUUUCUCGUGUGUGUGUGUUGUUGUUGUUGUUGUUGUUGUUGUUGGGGUGGGGGGGUAAGCAUUGUUAAGUUGAAGGUGGAGUAUUUUACCUUUUUUAAUUGAAGGUGGCCGUCUGCUGAAAGGCAGCAUUAAGCCAAACACCCACACGGAGACAAACAGCUGCCUCCAGGCAGAGGGGAAGUCUCCUUUUGGCACCCAAAGAAAUCACUUCUGACUGCCCUGCAGGGGAGUCUUCAUUAAACUACAAACCAGUGUAAUUACUGCCAAUGAUAUAAUCAGAGAUAAAUCACUUAUAACCAUCCCUCUUUUUUCUUGGAAUCUCUGAAUACCUGUCAGUAUUUUCAAGUUAUAGUCCAGGACAUUUUAAGUAGAAUAGAGUGGUGUAAACAUUCCUUUGAAAGGACAGAUUAAACGUAUAAUUUUUUUUUUUUUACCACUUAGCUUCAUUUUUAAUAUUUAGGUUUUUUUCCACUUACAACAUUUAUUUUGCACAAUAGUAUUUACAGAUCUUAUGCAUCAAAACUGUGACAGAAGACUGCUGAAUAAUUCCUGUUGAUUUAUAGUCUUAUGACUGGCUGAUUAUCUUCUCUGCCUUGAAAGGGUUUCCUUUUUUUACCGGUGACCACUAUGCUGCUUAGGAUUCCCUUGGUGUCAUCCUGUAUCCUGUUCAGUGUACACCUCAUAAGAGAACAGCCUUCCUGCUCUACUGAAGAGCUGACCAACCAGAGUCUUGACUCUGAGAGACAGGCCGGAAAGUUAGUGCGAUUGAGGUAUUAGUUGUUCUUGAUUUUUAGCUGCCGUAGCACAGCUUAAAGUAUUAGUUGAUGUGUUUGUGUGCCUCCAGCCUUUGAUAAAGACUGGUGAGGCACUCUUGAGUCUCCUACUGCUAAACAAGAGGUGCCUUGAGACCCAGGGUAUUACCUCUCUUCUUUUAUUCGAACCUCUGAUGUGGCUUCACAAACUGGAAACAAAAACAUUGCGUGACCUUGAGAUUGUAUCUAACCAAAAUUGACAGAUUUUUGCAGCCACCUCAGUGAAUGUCUUUGGAGUAUGUUUAUUCUCUCCUUUAUAGACAACUCUAGACAUCUUUUGGGAAAUUUUUUGUACGUGUUCAGCACUUGUGCUAUUGUUCACUCUCUCUGAAUCUUGUACAUAAUUGCUGUAGCUCAGCCUGUGAUAAAAGCUUGACUGCUAGUUUUGUUUCAUCGGCCACAUCUUUGUAUAUGAGUAACCCAUCAUAGACCCUGCUUGAGAAAUAGAGUUGGGAAAAAUUUGGUCAUUUAAACUACCAGUACACUUCUAUGAUGAUGUCGCUGUGUGUUUACUAGUCUAUUCUAGUCAAGGAUUCUUUUUUCCUUGGACAUUUGGUUUAGAUUUCUGGGACCAGAGUGCAAGGAAGUUCUGUUCAAAGGCAAGAAUCAAAAUAUGUUGUUUCAGUUAGCAUAACUGGUAUUUGCACAUCCGGCACUUCUCAAGGUUUCCCCAAAUUAGCUUGAUGGAGUAAUACUUGCAGCCGUCUACCUUUAGAACCAUGGGCAUAGUAGGAGAUUAAUUGUAGCUGGAAUAACUACUAGCAUUGCAACUCUCUAGUUCCCCUAAAAUAACCCCAAGGUGGCAAGGGACAGUGUUUUGAGGGAAAACCUAAGACUGAUGCUCCUGCCUCCCUGGUCUAUGAGCUCUUGUGUCAGAAUGUGAGCGGGAGCAUCGUCUCUGCCAAACCAAGUGAGUGACGGGUUAACUAGAAAAUGUGACAAUCACAUUUCCUCUUUGCUCGAAUAAUUCUGUUUUUCUAAAGCUUUAGCAGGCUUAAUUAAAUCUGUUGGACUGGGGGAGGAGAGAACUGUUCUCUAGCUGUUAACAUGGUAUUCUUUAAGAAGGAAAAAUAAUGCCAAAGAAAACUCAUUAUCAGGCAUACUCGCCUUAACGAUGGUAGUGGGCAGAAUCUGGAGUUUGAAUGGGUUUAAAACUACAUAUCUCCUCUCUGAUGUUGGUCUCUAAGUCUUAUAUGCUUGUGCAAUUCGUGCCAUAUCGUUUGAUUUGAAUAAGCCUUGUGUGUAUUUAACUAGCUACCUAGCUUUCUUCACCCAUGAUGACAUUCUCACCCUAGGGGUCUUGACAAAGCAGAGUGAAAAUGUGCUGUUUACAUACUUGUAAGUAAAUGAAGUAACCUGUAGUUUUGCGUCUAAUGCAGGCUCUGAGGUACUUGAGUUGUCAAGACCAAUUAUGAAACUGAAGUUUGGUGCCUCCUCUUUAUCAUGUUUUUUUUCCCUUGUAGCAGUUGUGUUUAAUGUCAUUAAAAAGAAAUAAAAGUUCUUGUCAGUG
Molecule: messenger RNA, 4903 nt
Organism: Sorex araneus (European shrew)
Lineage: Eukaryota; Metazoa; Chordata; Mammalia; Eulipotyphla; Soricidae
Gene: S100PBP
Product: S100P binding protein
Exons: 8
Coding region: 1171-2427 (418 amino acids)
Cellular component (GO): nucleus; cytosol
Molecular function (GO): calcium-dependent protein binding
Source: RefSeq, a predicted model, not a curated record